ACCAGCAACUUAAGUUUCUCUAUCUUGUAUCUCACAAAGUGGUGAAGGAUUGUGAAAAUGAGGGAGAAUGUUGAAGAAUUUGACAUGAAGAAAGUGAUAGAUAAUUUUGAAAGGAUAACAAAAGAUGCUGAAAAUGUUCAAAAGGAAACACUGAAAAGGAUAUUGGAAGAAAAUGCAUCUGCUGAAUACUUGCAAAAAUUAGGACUGAAUGGUAGAACUGAUCCUGAUAGUUUCAAGUCAUGUGUUCCACUUGUCACUCACAAAGAUUUGGAACCUUAUAUUAAUAGAAUUGUUGAUGGUGAACUUUCUUCUAUUUUCACUGCAAAACCAAUCACAUCAUUUUCCUUAAGUUCUGGUACUAGUCAAGGGAGACAAAAACGUGUACCAUGGAAUGAUGAAUUGUUUGAAACCACAGUUCAGAUAUAUCACACCUCUUUUGCAUUUAGGAACAGAGAUUUUCCUAUCGAUUCAAAUGGCAUGGCCUUAAACUUUAUCUACAGCAGCAAGAUGUCACAAACAAAAGGAAGUGUGGUAGCAGGAACAGCAACAGCCAAUGUGUUCAGAAAUCCAGGAUACAAGCAAGCUAUGCAAGCAAUUCGUUCCCCAAGUUGCAGUCCAGAUGCUGUCAUAUUCAGUCUUGAUUUUCACCAAUCACUUUACUGCCACCUUUUGAGUGGACUCAUUUUCAGAGAACAAGUUCAGUUAAUUUCAGCAACAUUUGCACACAGUAUUCUCUUUGCUUUCAGAACCUUUGAACAAAUUUGGGAAGAACUUUGCAAUGAUAUCAAACAAGGUGUUCUCAGCAGCAGAAUCACUGUUCCAUCCAUCAGAACUGCUAUGUCAGAAAUUCUUAAACCUGAUCCUGAACUAGCCAACUUGAUUCAUACCAAGUGCUUGAAUAUGAGCAAUGAUUGGCAUGGUUUGAUACCAGAAAUUUUUCCUAAUGUUAAGUAUGUUCAAGGAAUUAUGACAGGUGCUAUGGAACCUUAUUUGAAAAAGCUGAGGCAUUAUGCAAGAGAUGUUCCUUUGGUGACUUCUGACUAUGGAGCUUCUGAAGGAUGGGUUGCAUCAAAUGUUAAUCCUAAAGUCCCUCCUGAAUUGGCUGCAUAUGUUGUUCUUCCUCAAAUUGCAUACUUUGAAUUCAUUCCUUUGGCACAAUUGGAUGGAACUCAGGGAGAUCUUAAGCCAGUUGGCUUAACUGAGGUUAAGAUUGGUGAAGAGUAUGAGCUUGUUUUCACCAAUCCUGCUGGCUUAUACAGGUAUAGGCUAGGAGAUGUGGUAAAGAUAAUGGGAUUCCACAACUCAACUCCAGAGCUGAAGUUUAUUAGGAGGAGCAAUCUGAUACUUACUAUCAGUAUUGAUAAGAACACAGAAACUGAUCUACAAUUAUCAGUGGAUGCAGCAGCCAAAUAUUUAGCAGAGGAGAAAAUGGAAGUGAUUGACUACACUAGCUACAUUGAUUUAUCCAAAGAACCAGGACACUAUGUUAUCUUUUUAGAAAUCAGCGGCGAACCGACCGAUGAACUGCUUGGCGAAUGCUGCAAUUGUUUGGACAAGUCUUUUACUGAUCCUGGCUACACUAGCUCUAGAAAAGUUAAGGGUAUUGAUCCACUUGAACUCCGAGUUGUUAAGAAAGGAACAUUUCAAAAGAUUCUUGAGCAUUUUGUUAGUUUGGGUUCAAGUGUGAGUCAGUUCAAGACACCUAGGUGUGUUGGUCCUACAAACACUAAAGUGUUGCAAAUAUUGUGUGACAAUGUUGUCAACAACUAUUUUAGUUCUGCUUACAAUUGACUUCAAUUUCGGAUUGGGAGAAAUUCAAGUAGCUGUUUAAUAAGUGUCUUUUAAAAAGACAAAAAUGUGGUAUUCUAAUAAGUGGUUUAAAGAGUAUGCUUUGAUGUGUA
Molecule: messenger RNA, 1901 nt
Organism: Cicer arietinum (chickpea)
Lineage: Eukaryota; Viridiplantae; Streptophyta; Magnoliopsida; Fabales; Fabaceae
Product: jasmonoyl--L-amino acid synthetase JAR6-like
Cellular component (GO): cytoplasm
Molecular function (GO): acid-amino acid ligase activity
Source: RefSeq, a predicted model, not a curated record